AUGGCUAGUAAUUUUUUGUCAACUGUAAUUGUGCUCGUUUCAACUCUCUUAAUAGCCCUGCUAUUCAAGAAGCCCGUGCAAGUUGGAAGAACCUUCGUUUGGAAUAACUGCAUCGUUUUUUCCUUAUCUAUCAGUACAAAAAAGCUUAGUAUUAAUGAAAUCGUCCUGGAUAUAAAAUAUAAAAAAAAUGCGCUACGCGUGCAUUUGAACGACGUAAAAUUUGUUUUUGCAAAAUGGUCCAUUGGGUGCCAAGGAAAGAAAAGUAGUGGGGGUGUAACUAAUAGAGGGAAGAAGCUUCUUUUUUGUGUGACCAAAUUAUUUCUCCUCGUAUUGAGAUUAAUAGAUGUUUACAUAAAAAGGUGCCAUUUGCUCGUGCAAGAAAGUAUGCAACAGAAUGGGCAGCAAUGUGCUGAUCAAAAUGAGACCACGGUGAACGAGAAGCUGGAUAACCACGGAGACACAAAAGAUGGUGCCACGACGCAAGGGAGGAAAAUGAACACUGUCACGGCAGCCAUCGACGUAGUUCUGUCAAAUGUGUACUUAACGAAAAAUAGAGGCAAUUUGAUCCUUUUUCGACGUGGAGAAAACUUUCAUUUUGUGCAACGACGGCUCGGAGUGCACAAUUUCGUCUGGGAGUUUCCGGACAUGCUACUAUCACCAGCAGAGGAGUGUUUCCGUGGAGGGGUAUUCAUGCUGUACAUUUAUUUUUAUUUAAACUGUUUGAUACAUCUGUACGACAUGAACAUGCGCAUCGAUAGGAGUAUCAUGAAGGACUUCUCCCUACUGAAGCAUUUUUUGGCAAAGAAACGAAAGGAAAAAAAAAAUAGCAAAAUGGCUAGUUGUAUAUACCCGUGUAUAACUCCCUGUUUUGCUGACGUGUUCAGGCAAAUGUGUCGUCUUUUCAUUGGCUAG
Plasmodium fragile is the source of this 912-nucleotide messenger RNA. RefSeq lists its product as uncharacterized. The transcript has 3 exons. Bases 1 to 912 code for a protein of 303 amino acids. NCBI's taxonomy places the organism in Eukaryota, Apicomplexa, Aconoidasida, Haemosporida, Plasmodiidae. The record is from RefSeq and is a predicted model, not a curated record.